AUGUUCGGUGUGUCCUGGCCUGGCUGCAGCCUUGGGAUCCACCGUGUGAAAUGGCUCCUGGUCCUUGGUGCUGCCCACAGCCGCCAGUGCGUCGGCCCCAAAACUCGCCUGGUCCUGCGCUGUGCUGCUCCGUAUCGGUUGGGGCUGGCUUCCCGCGCGCCGGCAGUCAGCACCUCCGAAUCCAGCACGGGGACGGGGACCACCACCCCAUCGACCCCCACCUCCACCAGCCAGAGCCGCCUCAUCGCCUCCUCGCCCACCCUAAUCUCAGGAAUCACCAGCCCCCCCCUUCUUGACUCCAUAAAGACAAUCCAGGGCCAUGGUUUGCUGGGGGCACCCAAGGCGGAACGGGGCCGGAAGAAGAUCAAAGCGGAAAAUCCUUCGGGACCGCCGGUCUUGGUGGUGCCCUACCCCAUCCUGGCCUCGGGGGAGACCGCCAAAGAGGGCAAGACAUACAGGUGUAAGGUCUGCCCCUUGACGUUCUUCACCAAGUCGGAGAUGCAGAUCCACUCCAAGUCGCACACAGAGGCCAAGCCCCACAAGUGCCCCCAUUGCUCCAAAUCCUUCGCCAACGCCUCGUACCUGGCCCAGCACUUGCGCAUCCACCUGGGCGUCAAACCCUACCACUGCUCCUACUGCGAGAAGUCCUUCCGCCAGCUCUCCCACCUCCAGCAGCACACCAGAAUCCACACCGGCGACAGACCCUACAAGUGCCCCCACCCCGGCUGCGAAAAGGCCUUCACGCAACUCUCCAACCUCCAGUCUCACCAGCGACAGCACAACAAGGACAAGCCCUACAAGUGCCCCAACUGCUACCGGGCGUACACGGACUCAGCCUCGCUCCAGAUCCACCUCUCGGCUCACGCCAUCAAACACGCCAAGGCCUAUUGCUGCAGCAUGUGCGGCCGCGCCUAUACCUCGGAGACGUACCUGAUGAAGCACAUGUCCAAACACACCGUGGUGGAGCACCUCGUCAGCCAGCACUCGCCGCAG
Molecule: messenger RNA, 993 nt
Organism: Athene cunicularia (burrowing owl)
Lineage: Eukaryota; Metazoa; Chordata; Aves; Strigiformes; Strigidae
Product: zinc finger protein 362-like
Exons: 6
Biological process (GO): negative regulation of transcription by RNA polymerase II
Molecular function (GO): DNA-binding transcription repressor activity, RNA polymerase II-specific
Source: RefSeq, a predicted model, not a curated record